AUGGGACAGGAUGGAUCUGUUCAACGUCUGCAUGGGUGCCAAGUGUACCACAAGAAAAAUCCAGGUCCAGAGGACAAGCUUCAUGACCAGUCCUGUGUCUUCCCCACUCAGUGCAGUCCCUGGAAGAAGAACGCCUGCUGUUCUGUCAACACCAGCCAGGAAGCCCAUAAGGAUGUUUCCUACCUGUACAGAUUCAACUGGGACCACUGCGGCCCCAUGCAACCCGCCUGCAAGCGCCACUUCAUCCAGGACACCUGCCUGUAUGAGUGCUCCCCCAACCUGGGGCCCUGGAUCCAGCAGGUGAACCAGAGCUGGCGCAAAGAGCGGGUCCUGAACGUGCCCCUGUGCAGAGAGGACUGUGAGAGCUGGUGGGAAGACUGCCUCACCUCCUACACCUGCAAGACCGACUGGCACAAGGGCUGGAACUGGAUCUCUGGGUUUAAUGAGUGCCCAGUGAAGGGCGCCUGCCAGCCCUUUCAUUUCUACUUCCCCACACCCGCUGCUCUGUGCAAUGAAAUCUGGAGUCACUCCUACAAAGUCAGCAACUACAGCCGAGGGAGCGGCCGCUGCAUCCAGAUGUGGUUCGACCCAGACCAGGGCAACCCCAAUGAGGAGGUGGCGAGGUUCUAUGCUGAGGCCAUGAAUGGGGCUGGGCUCCAUAGGGUCUGGCCUGUCCUGUCUGGCCUGGCCCUCAUGCUGUUCCUAGUGCUCAGCUGAAACCCUUUUACCUUCUGAUACCUGGACAUCCCUGCCCAGGUCAGCCCCACAGCUCAGCUCCUGUGCUGGAAGCUGUCCACAGCUUAAAUAAACCAUAUAACCCGCAUGUGUCCUGCAAAC
Messenger RNA from Artibeus jamaicensis (Jamaican fruit-eating bat), 837 nucleotides. Its product is annotated as folate receptor alpha-like. NCBI's taxonomy places the organism in Eukaryota, Metazoa, Chordata, Mammalia, Chiroptera, Phyllostomidae. Gene Ontology annotation, biological process: cell adhesion; fusion of sperm to egg plasma membrane involved in single fertilization; sperm-egg recognition. The record is from RefSeq and is a predicted model, not a curated record. The transcript has 4 exons. Gene Ontology annotation, cellular component: external side of plasma membrane. The coding region runs from base 1 to 717 and encodes 238 amino acids. Gene Ontology annotation, molecular function: signaling receptor activity.